This is a messenger RNA of Didymodactylos carnosus, 705 nucleotides long. The record is from the annotation of a GenBank genome assembly. NCBI's taxonomy places the organism in Eukaryota, Metazoa, Rotifera, Eurotatoria, Philodinida, Philodinidae.
AUGAACAAUGCACGAACUGGAUGUGUUGUGUGCGCAGUGUUAGUAUUAGUAGGUAGUAUCGGAAUUAUUAUUGCUGGUGCAAUAAUAGCCAGUGAAAAUGCACCAUUUCGUUCCUACUGGAGUGAACUAUUUAGUCUACCAAUCUAUGCAGCUGUUGUGGGGGCAUUUGCCUUCAUGUUUUCAAUAGGACUAUUCUAUAUUACAAUGAAACAAUUUCCAGCUUUAACAACAAUCAUCUCUAUUGGUUUAAUUAUCAUUGGCAUAUUUGCAUUCGUCUCUGGUGUUUUAGCUGUUCGGGGAGGUGCUCACAUUCGUGAAGAAACGUACAACAUUACAAAUUACUUGAUGCAUAAUUUUUAUAAUUUGAAUUAUACUAACGAACGACAAAUAUAUGCUCAACUGCAACAAAGGUAUAAAUGUUGUGGUGUUAUUAAUCCGCACGACUGGGCAUAUGUCGGUCCAAAUGUAACAUCAGUACCUGAUUCGUGCUGCAUUGAAAUGUCACCCAACUGUGGCUAUAAUCAACUGGUAUUACUAAAUCGAACAUAUAUACGUGGAUGUGGUGAAACUCUAUCGCAUAUAUAUUCCAUACAAUAUGUCGUGUUUAUUGCUCUGAGUUUUUUUAUCAUGGUAGCUUGCAUUGCGGGUGGGGUAGCAGGCUCUUUAUUUGCAAAACGUAUUAGACAACAAUAUGAGGUUAUGUAA